Molecule: messenger RNA, 747 nt
Organism: Coccomyxa subellipsoidea C-169
Lineage: Eukaryota; Viridiplantae; Chlorophyta; Trebouxiophyceae; Coccomyxaceae
Exons: 4
Coding region: 1-747 (248 amino acids)
Source: RefSeq, a predicted model, not a curated record
AUGGCCGCAUUCAUUGCGCUCUUGCUCCUGGCACAGUUUAGUUGCUUGGCCCAUGGCCUCCACAACACCACCACCAGAGAUCACAGUAAACACAUCAGCCUCAACCACCCCUCCAGCUUCAACCCUGCAAUCCUCUACAACACUGCCAGCAUCAACAAGAGUGGCACAGAGCUCGCUGCCUCCUGUGACCACCGGCACUCCAAUCACAACGCUGCCACCUGCGACCACCGGCGCUCCAAUCACAACGCUGCCACCUGUGACCACCGGCGCUCCACUCACAACGCUGCCACCUGCGACAACACCUUUGAGCUGCCCCGGCACAACGACCAGCGCACCAAUAAACUUAGUUGGGGACGUGGAUCCAACUUUGACCUCAAGUUUGCAGCCUACUUGUACGCUUGGGAUGCAACAAAGCCGGGGCCGACGGGGCCGCAGCUGUAUGCGAGCGACCCCAGAUCUCUUUCCACUCCCCUUGGGGAAGUGGUCACCUUCAACGUGCCAGGCUGCCUCACCCUUACUGGCAGCACCGAGUACGUUGCUUUCCUCAGCAGCGCUGGUUUCUGGCCGGGCGGCAGUCAGAAAGUCACCUUGAUCGAUUCAUCGUCCACCACACUCGCUGGCUCUAGAAGGAUCUCCUCUACCACGGCAAGCAAUAGCACUGCGACCUUCCAGACCACGGACAUGUGGGCCGCACAACCGGCGCCACCUCUCGGAAAAAACAUCGCGCUCAGCGUGACUUACUACUGA